CUUUUGUAUUCAUUUAUGUUUUUCUUCUUACAGGAUUACAAAGCCAUUGACAUUUGCUGACUGUGUUGGUGAUGAGCUUCCUUUAGGAUGGGAAACUGUUUACGAUCAGCAGAUUGGAGUGUAUUAUAUGGACCACAUAAAUCAGCUUACACAAAUUGAAGACCCAAGGGAGCAAUGGAGAAGGGAGCAGGAACGCAUGCUAAAGGAAUAUUUAAUAGUUGCCCAGGAGGCACUUAAUGCCAAGAAAGAGAUUUACCAAGUAAAGCAGCAGCGUUUCGAACUAGCCCAAGAAGAAUAUCAACAAUUGCACAAAAUGUGUGAGGAUGACAACCGUUCUUACGCGAGCUCAUUCUCUGGAUUUUCAACUAAUACCAAGUAUGACCCAUAUCAGAUUAAAGCAGAAAUAGCCAGCCGUCGUGACAGGCUUUCUAGGCUAAAACGAGAAUUGGCACAGAUGAAGCAAGAGCUGCAAUAUAAGGAAAAAGGAGUGGAAACUCUGCAAGAGAUUGAUCGUAAGAUGUCAAGUGCUCAUACAAAUUACAGACUGGAUGAAGCGCAGGCUAUAAUGAGUGAGCUACGAACCAUAAAGAAAGCCAUAUGCACAGGUGAAAAAGAGAGGCAGGACCUUAUGCAGAGCCUGGCCAAGCUAACCGAUGGAUUCAGGAAUAGCUGUUGCAUCACAGAUUCCCUGCAGGAUCUCCAGCACAAUUCUAGUUCACUCAGUGAUUCCUGUUUACCUCAACAACACUGUGAUGCUUGUUCUCAGACUGACAUCACUGGGGAGUUUGGGUUCGAUGAUAAAACAAGACUUGUAGACAAAGUAAGACUCAACUGGCAGUAUGAAGAAGCCAAGAAAAGAGUUUCAAAUAUACAACAGCAGCUGGCCUUGCUAGACAAUGAAUCUUGGCCAGGAAUGGCUGAAGCGGACAGGGACCGUCUUCAGCUCAUCAAGGAGAAGGAGGCUCUUCUUCAGGAGCUGCAGCUCAUCAGUCAGCAGAGGCGAUCCCCAGAAGACAUUGCACGUUUGGAGGAAGAAAAAAGACGUUUGGAGGAUGAAAUUCAGCGGGCUCGAGCAACCUCUGCUCAUGGGGCCACUGAAAGGAUACUGUUACAGGAAAAGAGAAAUUGUUUGCUUAUGCAACUGGAGGAAGCUACACGUUUAACCUCGUAUUUACACUCCCAAUUGAAAAGUCUGUCGGCUAGCACCCUCACAAUGUCAUCUGGCAGCAGCAGGGGUUCCCUGGCCUCCAGCCGAGGUUCCCUGGCCUCCAGCAGAGGCUCCCUCAGCUCAGUCAGCUUUACGGACAUCUACGGCCUUCCUCAGUAUGACAAGUCAGACAGCGUUACAGACUACGGGCAGCAUUUGCGCUUUGACAUCAUUCCCUUUGAGUCUCUGACAAAGGACGUGCCGUACACCGAUCCCAUUGGACAUUCAAAUUUCAAUAAGCAACGGAGGUCUCUGGACACCCCUCAGUCCCUGGCAUCCCUGUCAUCACGGUCCUCCUUGUCAUCACUGUCCCCUCCAAGCUCACCUCUGGACACCCCAUUUCUCUCUGCAUCUCGAGAUUCUCCCUUGGCUCAGAUGUCUGAAGGCUUUGAGGAGAUUGCAGGCAUGGGAGCUCUGGAAAUGCUCAGAGCUCAGACCACAGCAUUGGGUGACGAUGAUGCACAAGGAACAAGUUCAUCUCAGAUGCCCUCUUACCCUGUCGACAGUGAAGGGGUGCGAGAAAUGGGCCCACAGCUGACUGCUGUCCAACCUAGUGGAGCUGUAACUCUGCGAGGAGACAGCGGUCGAAGAUCGGAGAGGAGAGCCAGGCGAGUUUCAGCAUGUCUCUCAGAUCAUUCACUGGCUAGUGACAGUGGCGUGUUUGAAGCUUUAAGCAAAAGGAAUGAAGAUAUGGAAGAGCCUGUUUAUGGUGAUAUUGCCAGUAAUGAAGAACCACAAAUACACGUUGGAUUUCUGCAUGACAGUGGAAGUGAAUGUCUCUUAGUCCAUGUACUACAGCUGAAGAAUUUUACUAGUCUAGUUGUUAAGGAAAACUGCAAAAUUCAUGUGAGAGUUUAUUUGCCACCACUUGAGUCAGGCACACCAACCACUUACUGCUCCAGAGCCUUGGAAUUCCAAACUCCACUAAUAUUUAAUGAAGUUUUCCGCAUCCCUGUGCAUUCAAGUGUUUUGAAACUGAAAUCGCUUCAGCUGUACAUCUGCUCAGUUGACCAUCAGCAACAAGAAGAAUUAUUGGUAAGUGGUCUAUUUCUAGUUUUUACCUUUCAGGAUGCAGUAACAGCCCUGUUAGCUAGGACGACUGCCCAACUGGAAGCAGUUGAGAGAGAGCUGGCAGAAGAGAGAGUGAAACUGGAGUACACUGAGGAGGAAAUACUGGAGAUGGAGAGAAAGGAAGACCAGGCAGAAGCCAUAUCAGAAAGGAGUUGGCAAGCAGAAUCUGUUGACAGUGGAUGCAGUAAUUGCACCCAGACUAGCCCUCCUUAUCCGGAGCCAUUUUGCGGGGAUUCAUUAGCUGGACACAUGUUUGCAACUCAAGCUGGCCAGUACAGUUCUGGAAAACUCCAGCCUCCACCAGUAAAGGUGGAUAAGGAAACUAAUACUGAGGAUCUGUUUCCUGAAGAAGUUGCUAUCCUUCCAAAAGAGAGAACUAGCCGCAGGCCACGGGGUUCUGCUUUUGUUCGCAGCAGCACAAUUGUUCGUUCCCAGACCUUCUCACCUGGAGCACGAAGUCAAUACGUUUGCAGACUGUAUCGCAGUGACAGUGACAGCUCGACUCUGCCAAGGAAAUCACCAUUUGUCCGGAAUACACUGGAGAGGCGUACUCUUCGGUAUAAGCAGUCCUGCAGAUCAUCUUUGGCUGAGCUUAUGGCAAGAACAUCAUUAGACCUGGAGCUGGAUCUCCAGGCAUCCAGAACUAGACAGAGACAGCUGAACGAGGAGAUAUGUGUCUUAAGGGAGUUGAGACAGCGUCUGGAAGAUGCCCAGCUCAGGGGGCAGACAGAUCUGCCCCACUGGGUCCUUCGGGAUGAGCGAUUCCGGAAUUUGUUGAAGGAAGCAGAGAGGCAGACACGGCAGACCAAAUUUGAACAUCACCAGGAGCAAGCAGCUGAAAAGAUGCUAAAGAAAGCAUCAAAAGAAAUAUAUCAGUUGCGUGGGAAAAACCAGAAGGAGCCUAUUCAGGUGCAGACUUUUAGAGAGAAGAUAGCAUUUUUUACAAGACCAAGGAUUAACAUACCUCCUCUGCCGGCUGAUGAUGUAUGACAUGUUGCAUUGUAAACAUGAAGUAUUUAUCGCUUUUAUUUUAAUGAAGUUAUUAGAUUAGCCAAGUUUCUUUAAAAAAAAAAAAAAGAAAAAAAAAGCAAACA
This is a messenger RNA of Phasianus colchicus (ring-necked pheasant), 3372 nucleotides long. NCBI's taxonomy places the organism in Eukaryota, Metazoa, Chordata, Aves, Galliformes, Phasianidae. The record is from RefSeq and is a predicted model, not a curated record.